Triplophysa rosa is the source of this 8470-nucleotide messenger RNA. It is a transcript of the gene col4a1, whose product is annotated as collagen, type IV, alpha 1. NCBI's taxonomy places the organism in Eukaryota, Metazoa, Chordata, Actinopteri, Cypriniformes, Nemacheilidae. The record is from RefSeq and is a predicted model, not a curated record. Bases 140 to 5065 code for a protein of 1641 amino acids. Gene Ontology annotation, cellular component: basement membrane; collagen trimer. The transcript has 52 exons. Gene Ontology annotation, molecular function: extracellular matrix structural constituent.
CUACAGUCACAUAACGUUUAGAGCAAAGAUGCAGACAAACGUAUAGUUCAGGCUCGGUAGAAGAUAGGCAACAUUUGCUUGAAACGGUGAAGAAUCCGUCAAUAAAUUGUCCUUUCGGACAUUAUUCAAAGGCGUGAAGAUGCGGAUUCCAUGUGGCACUCUUUUUCUUCUGACAGUCUCAUUGAGCAUAGACAAGAGUACAGCUAAGGGAGGAUGCACAGGGUCUUCAUGUGGAGGAUGCAACUGCAGUGGUGUUAAGGGGUCAAAGGGCGAGGGAGGGCUCCCAGGUUUGCCUGGUAUGGUGGGAUUUCCUGGAUUACAAGGUCACGAGGGUCCCACAGGGCCAAUGGGACCAAAGGGGUCUGCAGGCGAGCUAGGUACCCCAGGAUCGAAAGGAAACAGAGGCCCAUCUGGUGUGGCUGGUUUCCCUGGUCGUCCAGGUAUUCCAGGUCUUCCAGGUCAAGAAGGUGCACCAGGACCUGCAGGAAUCCCAGGAUGCAAUGGAACGAAGGGGGAGCGUGGUUUUGAUGGAAUUCCAGGUGUUCAUGGACUACAGGGACCACCAGGUCUUCCAGGUUUGCAGGGAAUGAAGGGAGACCCAGGGGGUAUUAUCGGAGGACCCAUUCCCCUGAAAGGAGACAGGGGCUUGCCAGGACAACCAGGUUCAGCUGGACCACCUGGUUUUCCAGGACCACCAGGGCCAAUUGCCCCUCCUGGACCAGCAGGACCCUCUGGAAGGCCUGGUAAUCCUGGUCAAAAGGGAGAGCCGGGUGACAGGCUGACAUUUCAAGGGGAGAAAGGAGACAAGGGAGAAAGAGGUUUACAUGGUCCCCCUGGUCCACCUGGAAAGAAUGAUGAAGCUACAGGUCCAGGCGUGACAACUUAUAUUCCUGGACCACCGGGUGACACGGGCGAUAGAGGAGAUAAAGGAGAAAAAGCGUCUUGCUUACCACAUCUACCAGGAAUCAAAGGUGAGCCAGGACCACCAGGACCUCUGGGGAAACCAGGAAAAGAUGGACUGAAUGGAGAAAAGGGAGAAAGGGGCUUUGAUGGUUUUACUGGAACUGAUGGCGUAAAGGGUGACAAAGGAGAAAGAGGACCACCAGGUUAUGGUGGUGGCCAUCCUGGACCCCCUGGUCCUCCUGGUCUUCCUGGAGCAGAAGGAGAGAGAGGUUACCCUGGAGAGCGUGGAAGUCCUGGUGCCCCAGGCAGAUAUAUUGAAGGCCCUCCUGGACCUCCUGGUUUCCCUGGAGAGAUUGGCCAAGUGGGAGACAAAGGUGCUGAUGGUCAAUCUCUUAGAGGAGCAAAUGGAGCUGAUGGACCUCCUGGACAACCUGGACCCCCAGGAGAGAUCAAUGGAGAUUGUAAUAUUGCUAAAGGACCUCCAGGUCCUCCUGGACCCUCAGGUUUGCAGGGGGAGGUGGGACAAAAAGGUGAUCAAGGCGACACAUGCACUGCUUGCACAGCUUUCGGGGACCCAGGAUUACCUGGCGUCCCGGGCCCAAAGGGUCAGCAAGGUUUUCCUGGAGCAGCGGGGAGUAAAGGAGAGAAGGGUAUAUCGGGACCUUCUGGACCUCAUGGAAUUCCGGGUGUGGGUGGCACUCCAGGUUUAAUGGGUGCCCCUGGUGCUCACGGCGAGCCUGGUGAUAUAUAUGUUGCGCCGGGGCUGAAAGGAGAUAAGGGUUUACCUGGUACAACAGGAGAAAGAGGGUUUCCAGGCAUUGAUGGUAUCCCAGGAACAGAUGGUCGACCUGGCCAACCUGGUCCCAAAGGAGAGCCUGCUAGAGUUGGUAUAAAGGGUGAACGUGGCCUUGACGGAGAUCCAGGUGUACCUGGUCUCUCAGGUGAGAGAGGUCCCCCAGGUACUCCGGGAAUUGGUCGGCCAGGUGAACAUGGUGAAAAAGGCACUCCAGGGUAUCCAGGUGCACCAGGAAGGCCAGGACCACCAGGACGUAAAGGUGAAUCUGGUCCAAAUAUAAGUUUACCUGGACCUCAGGGUUCCCCGGGGCCACGUGGGGAGACUGGCAGACCUGGUCUUCAAGGUGAUAGAGGUCCAUCAGGUGAACCGGGGAUUCCAGGAUUUCCAGGAGAAAAGGGUGAUCCUGGGCUGCCAGAAAUUGGCUCUCCAGGUCCUCCGGGUCCAAAAGGGUAUUCUGGGAUUCCAGGAGCCGCUGGCCUUCCGGGAGAGACUGGUCAGCCAGGUCAGGAUGGCUUUCAUGGUCGUUCAGGGACACCUGGGCAAAAAGGUGAACCCGGCAGGGGUCUUCCAGGUCCUAAAGGCUCCAUAGGUCAGCCAGGGGUGUCAGGAUUUCCAGGAGAGAAGGGUAAAGCUGGUAUGCCAGGGGUUCCUGGAACUGAAGGACGUACAGGUUCACCUGGGUCUCAGGGAAUUAAAGGUGACCUUGGACCACCAGGACCUCAUGGUUUGGCUGGACCACCAGGGUCUCCAGGGCCUGGAGAUCCUGGGCCACCUGGACCAAUGGGUCCACCUGGAGGCCCUGGACUUUUCGGUCAGACAGGUAUAAAGGGAGAGAAAGGUUUACAGGGACUACCUGGUCUGGAAAUGCCAGGCCCUCCAGGAAGCAAGGGUAGCCCUGGUGUCCCUGGGUUACCAGGCUUAAAGGGGUGGUCUGGAGCAGCAGGAUUUCCUGGAAAAGAUGGUUUUCCUGGUGAGCGUGGUCCAAAAGGACAAAUGGGACAAAUUGGGAUUACAGGACCUCCUGGAUCACCAGGUACCUUUGGAGACCCUGGGGCACCUGGGCCAAGAGGUGACCCUGGCUUGACUGGACCCAGGGGAGACCCAGGGCUGACUGGUAUCAAGGGUGAAAGAGGAGAGACUGGUCUUCAGGGGCCACCUGGUAACAUGAGUGAUGUCGACAUGGGUCACAUGAAAGGGGACAAAGGAGACAGUGGAAACAGAGGUGAUCCUGGUCCUACAGGAACAAAGGGGUACCCUGGAACAGCCGGAGACCCUGGAAUGCCGGGAAAAGAUGGAAUGCCAGGAUUAGAUGGACAGCCAGGUGACAAAGGUGACACUGGAGUUCCUGGGUUGCCAGGGCAUAUCGGAGACCCUGGAGACCCAGGUUCAAGAGGACACAUGGGAUUACCAGGUCCAAUGGGGCCAAAAGGUGGUAAAGGUACUAGUGGGUCACGGGGCCACCCUGGAUUUAAGGGCUUUGAAGGGGCCAAAGGAGAUAAAGGAGACCCGGGUACGGCAGAAAUAGGAUUCCCUGGUCCCCCUGGGGAUAAGGGAAAUGAAGGAGCCAAAGGUUUACCUGGUGGACUUGGACAGAAGGGACAUGAAGGCACAAUGGGAAUUCCAGGUAUUCCUGGAAGUAUAGGACCUAAAGGAGACCCAGGACUGACUGGUUACUCAGGUACUCCAGGGAAGCCAGGUGAGAAGGGUGCCAGUGGAUUGUCGGGUUCUUCAGGAGAUCCUGGAUUUCCAGGGCGUCCAGGUGAUCCUGGUCUACAGGGUCCUUCGGGUCCACAAGGAGACAAAGGAGAAGCAGGAGUUGAUGGCAUUCCUGGAUUUUCUGGAGAGAGAGGAGAACCUGGUCGUCCUGGGAAAGGAGUUCCUGGUACCAGUGGUGAACCUGGCAGCAAAGGUGAUAAAGGCAACCCUGGUCAUCCUGGCAUUCCUGGGAGUCCAGGUAUUCCUGGAAGCAAAGGAGAGAAGGGUCUGCCAGGUUUUCCAGGGGAACUAGGUCGCCCUGGAGAAAUAGGAUUUCCAGGACCAUCCAUGGACGGGCCUAAAGGAGACCGAGGAUCUCAGGGGGAGCCGGGAGAAAAAGGUGUAACAGGUGCAACAGGUGAACCAGGUCUACCAGGUGCUUUUGGAGCUAAAGGAGUAAAGGGAGAUGUGGGCUACCCAGGUCCACAAGGCUCUUACGGCUUAAAAGGAGACAAAGGUUUCACUGGCAUUCCUGGUGAAUCUGGACUACCUGGUUAUAAUGGACCAAAGGGUGAGAUGGGACAACAGGGCGUUCCUGGUUUCCCUGGUGCUAAGGGUGAGGUUGGAAUAAUAGGUUCUAGGGGUGAGAUUGGUGACAGAGGAUUUCCUGGGCUUAAAGGUAAUGAAGGCCCCCCUGGAUCCCCCGGGCCACACACAUUUGUAAAGGGAGAUCCCGGUUCACCCGGACCGCAGGGUCCCCAAGGUCCACCUGGACUCGAAGGCUUCCCUGGACCAAAAGGACAAGAGGGCAUGAAUGGUCCUCAAGGUUUAAAAGGAGCUGAUGGGACACCUGGCUAUAAUGGACAUCCCGGGGCAAAAGGAGAGCCUGGCCCAGCUGGAGUCACUGGACCCAGAGGUUACCCUGGACCCCCAGGGCCUGAUGGUAUCCCAGGUCACAUUGGCCCUCCUGGUCUGUCCUCAAUGGACCAUGGCUUCCUGGUAACUCGUCACAGUCAGACUGUUGAAGUUCCACCAUGUCCAGGGGGUACCACGCCCAUAUACGAUGGAUACUCCUUGCUUUACGUCCAGGGCAACGAGAGAUCACACGGGCAAGACCUAGGUACAGCCGGUAGCUGCCUAAGGAAGUUCAGCCCUAUGCCUUUCCUCUUCUGCAACAUCAACAACGUAUGUAACUUUGCAUCUCGUAAUGACUAUUCGUACUGGCUCACCUCUCCAGAGCCCAUGCCCAUGAGCAUGGCUCCUAUCACUGGCCAGAGCAUUAAACCCUUCAUCAGCAGGUGUGCGGUAUGUGAAGCACCUGCCAUGGUGAUAGCAGUACACAGUCAGACCAUCCAGAUCCCACUCUGCCCUCGAGGAUGGGAUUCCCUGUGGAUCGGAUACUCUUUCGUCAUGCACACCAGUGCUGGUGCUGAGGGUUCAGGUCAGGCUCUUGCCUCUCCUGGCUCUUGUCUGGAAGAGUUUCGCUCUGCUCCCUUCAUCGAGUGUCACGGACGCGGCACCUGCAACUACUAUGCUAAUUCAUACAGCUUCUGGCUAGCCACCAUAGACGACAGCGAUAUGUUUACGAAACCUGUCCCUACAACUCUAAAAGCGGGGAGUCUACGAACUCACAUUAGCAGGUGUCAGGUGUGCAUGAAGAGGGUAUUAUAGACCAGUCUCAACAUUACAUCUGGUCUGUAUGUUCCAGCUUUAUGAACAAACAACAAAAAUAUAUGGUGCUACUUCUAUGAAAAGCCAUGGAAAAACGUCAAGGAAACAUGUUCAGAAAAUACACACCUUCUCAAGAUCCCAGAAACGGAAGAUCGAGAACUUUUCUUACAGAGUGCUUAACUAACAUCGUUCCGUUGUGUCUUUCAUGAGUGACACCUGUUUACACUUGCACUGAGUACAUCUGUUACUAAGCAGGUAUCAUCUUGACCAACAGUCUACAUGAAUGGGAUGCUCUUCCGUCCAGCCCUUUUCUUAUCUUUAUUUAUCAUGCCACUGAAUACUAUCAAAUGCAAAUAUCCUGUUUAUUUCUGUCUCUCUUCAUUUUAUAGUCAACUAUCACUAACAUUAGAGAUACGUAUUGUUUUGUAAUUCACAGUCAGCGAGUUUGUCAGCACCCUCUUUGUAUGAUGUAGGAAAGGCAAAGUUCAAGCUUUGUUGUAAAUACAAUUCUUUGUUUAGUACUUAACACUAUGUCACCAUUAACUUUUAAGGUAAAUUGAUUUUGUUAUACUUAAUUAUUUAUGAAAGCGUAUGAGAGUUUAAGCACCAAGAGGCCUUUUCUGUCAAAAAUUAAUGGUUGAUUACUUCCACUGCAAAGUAGCAUCUUGGCACAUAAACUGUAAUAUUCUGCACUGUUUUCUAAUGCCCGCGUGUGGCCUUUAGACUGAAACCUAACAUGUUUCAAUUCAUGCUUUUGGUGUGUAUGUGUGCGUUCAUGCCUGUGGGUGUGUCUGGUCCGCCUGUGUUUUGGUGCAGUAAUGUUGUCAUUAAUCUUGGAUAAUGGCACAGUUUCGAUCAGGUGGCCAUGCUUUUUCUUGCCAGUGAUUUUCCCACGAGGCCGUUCAAACUAUCUUCUAUAAACAGAUGCUCGAAUGCUCCUGUCUUCCCUUCCGUUUACUGUAUGUAUACACGAAUCAGACAUUAACAAUACCUUUAACAAAUCUAAGUCAGAAGGUGAAUAAGUUCACCUAAAAACAAAAGUAUUAUUAGGUAUUUUGAGCCAAGAUGACUUCUGACACAACACAAAAUGUGUUCCCUAAAUGUUUAGGAUGACUUAAUCAUUCCUUUUUAUUUUUUCUAGAUUGUAGAAUAAUAAAAGAAAUCAAAGAUGUUAUAUUUUAGUGUCUUCCAAAUAGCUACUAUUUGCCUUGAAUUGGCAUUUGAUCAGACAGUUUCUUCAAAUGCUUUUUAAACAUUUCCUAUCUAUGCUGCGCUUUUAUUGGCUGACCUUUCCUCAUUUUUAGUCCAAAUCAUUUAAAAUGUUUGUUUUUUUAAGUUAUAAGUAUCGGCUACAAAAUUAUUUAAAAUAUAUAAGCAAAUGCCUUUAGAGCAAAUUAUUGUUUCAGUCAAGGUAUCCUCGAUUAAACAGUCGUUUAACUAUUUCACAAAGUGGUGAUUUUGUAUGAAUUUGUACAAUGUACAAAAAUCUAAAUUUUUAGAAAAAAAGCAACAAUUAAACCACACCCCUAAACAUAAAAAGAUACUUAAACGUAUUCAUAGGAAUUACAGUAGCCACCUUAUAAAAUAGUUACCAUUGCCAUGAGAUUGCGUUUGUACCUUUCACGAUUAAAUUUAGCAAUUAAGGUCGAUGAAAUUCUGUCAUCUUUAUAUCCCCUUAUUGCUUUAAUACCUGACUUUUUCCCAUGGAACUUAAAGGAAGUUAAAGUAACCGAUUGGUAACCGAACAAUGGCGGCACCCAUUCACUUCUAUUGUACAGUAGACACAAAACCAAUGCAAGUCAAUGGGUACCGCCGUUGUUCGGUUAUCAACAUUCUCCAAAAUACCUUCUUUUGUGUUCUGCAGAGGAAAGUCAUACAGGUUUGAAAUGACAAGAGGGUGAGUAAAUGAUGACAUCAUUUUCAUUUUUGGGUGAACUAUCGCUUUAAAAAAAGUCAGAAUUGUGUUUUCCUUACUAUGAACAAAGUCAUCAUUACCAAAAGUUCUAUUUUAUUUUUCUUAGUUUGCUACAAAGGUCUUUCCCCUUGCACACACUAAAUGAAAACUUAUCUAACACUACCCGAAUAAACGUAUUAUUGUUCUUUUGCUCGUGUUGUGUCUCGCUGAAGGCACAGAGAAGCUAAAUGGAGGCAUGAUGCUCAUGAUCGCUGUUGACUUACAAAAUCUUUUUGUCAGGAGUUCACAUGAACUACAUCUUGUUUGUUGACUUUCCAUUUGACAUUCUAUUGACCUGGACCCAACAAACAGCCUUGGAUUCCUACGUCUUGGAUUACCUUCAAGCCUCGUUACAAAGGGCUUAUCCAGAAUGUAGAGUCUGAGGUGAAGAUUUCUUGUCAUGUUUCAUUUGAACAACAAUCUCAUUGAUUUUAUGUUUGGUCUCAAUGCAUCAGAUACUAGACCAGUGCACAUGUCCCAUCUAUAAAGAGGAGUUGUUGCUUAUGCUGUUUAUAUUUUUGUCAUUUACAUUACACUGAUAAUACUUGACUAUGUAAUCUACACUACUUGGCUCUACCAAAACCCCUUGUAUAUAAAGUUCACUACAGUACAACCAAAGCUUUUCGACAUAUUUAGCCAAAAGAAAAUAGCUAGUUGUGUUUUAAAAUUGUUUUGAAAAUGUGCCUUGAAUUCAGGUGUGAAGAGUCACAGAUGUGUUCUAGAGCCCACACACACUUGUUCUGACUUUCUGUAAUGUCACUGACCUCACACACCCCCUGGAGCUAUGUGCAUUGUUGUAUCCAUGAAAGUCCAUUUCCAGGAUUAACAGCUUUGUUUUGGAAUACGUUCAAUACUACAGAGAUUGGUGACAUUUGAAAAAAUACUUUUCAAAUAAUUUCAGUGAUGUCCUCCUCACCCCAUACUGUGUCAUACAAUAAAACGUUUGUAUAAAUGUGUGAUGAUGCACGUUUGUUUUUAUACCAAGAACGUUUUCAUUUUAUUUCUCCUACAGUUCAAUAAAGUAGUAAUAGUCUUUAGAGAGAUUAAAUUAAAGGGACUGUUCACCCAAAACUAAAAAAGUUCAUAAUUUAUACUCCUACAUGAAUUACUUUAUUAGAACGCAAAAGAAGAUAUUUUGAGAAAUGUCUCAGUGGUUUGGUGCGCAUACAGUGGAAGUCAAUGGGUGCAAAUGUUAUUUGGAUACCAAAGUUCUUCCAGAUAUCUUCUCUUGUGUUCUGCAUAAGAAAGGAAGCCAUACAGUUUGGAAUGAUAUGAGUGUGACUACACGAUGAAAGACUUUUCAUGUUGGGAUGAGCUGUUCCAUGCAGUUUAACCGGAUCAUAAUUGCUUCCAAAUGCAAUAUACAUACUUAUAUUGUUCUUGUGUACAAUGUCUGUAAAUAAAAUGCACAAACACUGAAACGUUUACCCUUAAAAGGCACCUAAUAACAC